AUGAGUGUUGAGGAUCCACAAGUAGUGCGGAACGAGAUAAUGGAAAUCAUCAAUUUUUAUCAGGAAAAGUUUAAAACCCUGACAUUUCUCACAUUGACAACGGAAAAUGGGAUUUAUCAUAAAAUUCGAGAAAUUCUUCUGCAGGAACUCAACAUAAAAUUAGAAAUUUUAUUCAAAAAAGAUCAAAAAGCAUUCAUUAUGAUUGUGGCUGCGUUUUUUGGUCAGAAAUACGCACUUGAGGAAGUUUCGAAUGACGCGGGGAAAUCUUAUAAAAACACUAAUUUCUUGCCAUUAUGUAAAUAUCCAUUGCAUACCGUACUGGUUAUGUGUUUUGCUGCUCAUUCAAUGCAUAAACUGCUACUGAAAAACGAGAAUAAACAUGGAUUGAAACAAGAUAAAUAUCUCAAAUUGAAAGAACACUUGGAGGAAGUAUCUUGUAAAAUAAUUAAUCAUUUGUUCUCAAGUGAGAAUGAUGGAAAUGACAAGGCUCGUGCUGCUCUCCAAGAAGAAUGCAAUUUUUCGAAUGAAGGAACCUCGGAACAGAACGGAAUAACCAUUUACCGAGAUUACUUGAAUCGUAAAUUCGAAAAAAGUAAAGAGAUAAUGGCGAUUGCUUACAAAGCAAAAGCAAUGAAGUUUCUCUCUCAAAAACCGUGUCAUAUUCUAAUGGAAGAACGAUACAACUCUCGAAAGAAUAUAGGAAAUACAUUAGUUUCUAACGAAAACACUCAUGAUCAGGCUCAUGAUCAGACCCAUCAAAAAUAUUUCAAUUGGAGACUCAGUAUGAAAUAUAAACGAUGGAUGCAUGUGAUUUCUCGUACAGCAUACAUCAUCUUAUUCGCUUACAUGCUCUGCCGUUUCCCAAUUUACGCUGACUACGGAAAAUUAGAAACUCGAUCAUGGAAGGAUAUAUUUCCAUUGACCUUUGUUUUAUCUGUUCUCUUCGCUCAAAUUACUAUGACUGCCAUCAAAUUCACGGAUUAUAUGAACUACGAGACCAGUGUAAGCGAGAAAGAAACAGUUAAAAAGAAUAAUGAUGAUCGAUCGAAACUGAAAAUAAAACGAAAGAGUUGGGCUAGACUUCUUGUGAAAUAUUCUGAGAACAACCAACUCGCAUUCUGGAGAAGUAUAUUAGUUGUUACCUUAUACAUUCUGGAAUCCAUCCGAUUAGGAUAUUACUCGAACGCCCAUAAGAAGAAACCAACAGAUCUGAAUAUUUGGCACGGUGGUUGGGUGCUCGUUCCAAUACUUCUCGAACUUCUUUAUUGUUCACUUUUUAUUAUUGCAACUGUCUCAUCCAUCCGGUACUUAUAUUCAUUUCAUUCAGUUGGAUUCUUCGUUCACAUGAUCAAAAAGAUGCUUAAAACUGUUUUUGUAUUCACCCUGACAUUUUUGUUGUUUUGGAUUGUGUUAGCAGUAGUUUAUGUCAGUAUUUCAAGAACAUUCACAAACUCUGAAAACACCAUAAUCCACACAGUCACUUCGAUCGGAAAAUUUGAAAUAUUUGGAGAAGUUCAAGACAAUGAUAGACUUGGAAAACUAGAUGGAUGUGGCAAUUUCAACAGAACCGUAUUGGACUUUUUCGAUAUGGAAUACACGGAAGCAAGUUGUCUCUUUCGUAGUUCUAUCAUACCUUUUCUAGUGUUCGCUUACAUUUUUGUGACUGGAAUUCUUCUGAUUAACUUGCUCACAGCUCAAUUAACAAAAGAAUACGAAAAUGAGUCGGAGAACAGUCGGUAUUAUGAUGGGUAUCUUCGAUAUGAACAGCUUGCGAAAAUUGAGUCCAAGUUGUACUUGCCACCGCCAUUUUCAUGGAUUUAUGUUGCAUUUCGUGUCUUGAUCAGUAUUCUAUUAUGUGGAUGUCACAAACCAACUCAGACAGCUCAUCCAACGUCUUCAAGUUCGUUGCCAAAUGCUGCUACAGAUGAUAUCAGAAGCAGUCGAUCUGUCGAAACGGUUCCGGACGAUGUCAAUUCUCCUUUUGUCCAAGCGAUUGAUUCUUCUUCUGUCAAAACGAUCGGUUCUCAGUACAUUUCGUUUGUCUAUACAAUUUGGAAGAUGACUGUCGAGAAAAUUGAAGGAUCCCCAUGGGGAACUGCCUGUGCAACUGUGAAUCGUAUUAAAUAUAAAGACGAAGUCGUUAAAUUUCUGAAAAAAUCAUCAGACGAAAUCUGGGAGAAACUGAAAGAAAUCAUUCAAUCUUGCGAGAGCAAAGAGGCUGAUGAGACGAUUUUGAUAGAAGCACAACAUAAAAUAGUUCAAUUGUUUGAAAAGGAAAAGAAUACGGAAAUAGAACGAAUAAUGGCCGAGUCAAAAAUGGAGGCAGACGAAAUCUGGGAAAAACUGAAAGAAAUCAUUCAAUCUUACGCAAAAAAAGAGAUUGAUGAGACGAUUUUGACAGAAGCACAAAAUGAAAUAACUCAAUUCUUUGAAGAGGAAAAGAAGAAGGAAAGGGAACGGAGAAUGGUCGAGUCAAGAAUGGAGGUUAUAGCUAAUUUACCCUAUGUAGACGAAGAAGAAGACGAUCGUUCCAUUCCAACUCCUCUACCAACUACGGAUUUAUAA
Messenger RNA from Caenorhabditis remanei, 2565 nucleotides. RefSeq lists its product as uncharacterized. Lineage: Eukaryota; Metazoa; Nematoda; Chromadorea; Rhabditida; Rhabditidae. Gene Ontology annotation, biological process: monoatomic cation transmembrane transport. The coding region runs from base 1 to 2565 and encodes 854 amino acids. The record is from RefSeq and is a predicted model, not a curated record. The transcript is spliced from 12 exons. Gene Ontology annotation, molecular function: monoatomic cation channel activity.